Molecule: messenger RNA, 960 nt
Organism: Linderina pennispora
Lineage: Eukaryota; Fungi; Kickxellomycota; Kickxellomycetes; Kickxellales; Kickxellaceae
Exons: 1
Coding region: 1-960 (319 amino acids)
Source: RefSeq, a predicted model, not a curated record
AUGCUCCUCAAGUCCGCCACCGCCCUCCUUACUUUGGCCACAGCUGUGCUGGGCCAUAUGGAGAUCACCUACCCCUGCCCACGCUACUCCUCCAAGUGCGCCACCCGCCCCGCUUUGCCGCCAGGUCAAUCAUUCGACUACAACCUGAACGUACCCGCUGGUUCCAAUGGCAAUAUUAACUCACCUAUCUGCCACCACAACACGCCUUGGCCGCAGGCUAACGAGGUCUGGACUGCCGGCGAGACUGUUUCCGUGCAGUUCCAGUCAGGCGGUGCCACUCACUCGGGUGGCCACUGCGAGUUCUCUGUCUCCUACGACGGCGGCCAGACCUUCGUUGUCCUGUACCAGCGCUUGCGCUACUGCUUCUUCACCAGUGCACCAUCUCAGGGCGGUACGGACUCGGUGCGUACCUACACCUUCAAUCUGCCUGCCAAUCUGCCAGGUGCUCCCCGUGUCACCUUCCUGUGGUCAUGGGUCAAUGCCGUCGGCAACCGCGAGUUCUACAGCAACUGCGGUGAUAUUGCCAUUAAGGGCGCAGCUGGAUCCUACACUGGCAAGAAGGUCACGAUUGCAAACUACGGCGCUGGAUAUCCGGUCAUUCCAGAAUUCCUUGGCAACUACGAAACUGGCAUUUCCUACUACACCAAUGGCACGCAAGUCACGGUUAGCGGGCCAGGCUUCUCUGGCGGCACAACUACUACUUCGGCGGCACCUACUUCGACCUCCUCGGCUCCCCCCAUCACCACUACCUCGGCCCAUCCUACCACGACGACGUCGGCUGCGCCGACCUCAUCGACAACCUCGGGCGGCGGCUCGUGCACAAGCGGCACGUACCAGUGCUCACCCGACAAGUCCGGGUACCAGUAUUGCUCGGGUGGCGUUUGGGGAUCCUCCCAACUGUGUGCUGCCGGAACUAUCUGCUAUCAGAGCGGCACAUCUGUCUAUUGCAGCUGGCCGUGA